AACUUUAUUCUCCAACAGUGGGACAGAAUCCGAGUUGUAUGGAAUCUCUAUUUAAUAUAUACUCUCAAGUUUAAAAAACAUGCUAUUUACAUAUUUAGUUUCAAGUUUGUAGCACGUGCCUAUUGGUAAUAUGAAAUUCGUAAAACAAGCUCAAAAAUUGCAGUUGGAUGUCGUUUGUUCUUCACACAAUAAACGCUAUUACCGUCAUGGUUUACUUUUACCUGAUACUAUUCGCUGUAUAAUAUGUGGUCCGUCUAACUGUGGAAAAACUAAUUUGAUUGUUGGUUUACUGCUACAUGAACAAGGUCUACGCUUCCAAAAUGUAUAUAUAUAUUCUAAAACCUUGUUUCAACCUAUGUAUCAAUAUUUAGAGCAAGUUUUAAAUCUGGUUCCCUCAGUGUUAUUUCAAAAAUAUAGUGAAAAUGAAGAAGUAAUUAGUCCACAUACGGCAGAUAUUAAUUCAAUCAUGAUAUUUGAUGAUGUUGCAUGUGAAAAUCAGAAUAAUAUACGAGAUUAUUUUGCAAUGGGAAGACAUAAAAACAUAGAUAGCUUCUAUCUGAACCAAACGUAUAGUAAAAUACCUAAGCAAUUGAUAAGAGACAAUGCUAAUCUAAUCGUUCUUUUUAAACAAGAUGAUGUUAAUUUACGCCAUAUUUAUGAUGAACACGUAGGAAGUGAUAUGUCAUGGUCCCAGUUUCGAGAAAUGUGUGGACAAGUAUGGAACAAACCUUUUAAUUACUUAGUUAUAAAUAAAGAUUGUAAUAGAAACUCUGGAUGUUAUAGAAAAGGCUUUGAUACAUUUAUCAUGCUAGAAUAACUGUAUACAUAAAGAAUAGUGUUAACGUGUAGAACUUAUUUCUUAAUAUGAAAUCAUCUAGAUCGGACAUGAAUAAUAAAAUGAACGAGGAGAAAAUAUUUAAAGAAAAAGUACUCCGAUCUGCUGAAGCAGUAAGAAAAAAAGUUAAGGCUCUUCGUGAUAUUAAAUCUACCAAUAAUAUGAUGUUGGAAACAAUGUUAAAACCAGUCACAGAUCCUCUUAAUGAAAUGGUGAAAAAAGAUGAUAGCAGGCUAAGUAUUGGUAACACUGAUUUUGAUAACAAUGAAUUUAAAUGGAAUAAGCCAGUAAAAACAUUAAAAUACAGUCCUACUGAAGAUGGAAAGAAAGAGAGUUCAGCUAAUAAAACACUAUUGAAAAAAUCAUUGGAAUCUGAUUUAGAUAAUAGCGAAUAUGAAUUAAGUAACGACAAUUCUAGCCAAGGCGAUUCCAUAUCAGAUGAAAGUAUCAUCCAUGAUUCUGAAUCAAUAAACAAUGCUUCAUUCAAAACGAUAGAUUCGUAUGCUUCUCCUCGCGAAGAUCCUACCUUGCAAAAACAAUAUUUACACAUGAACAUUCCUUUUGGUGUACGAAUGGAACGUGGUAAGCUAAUGCUAGGAUCUUAUCCGAUUUCUGUGAAUGAUCAAGAACUCAAAAUUGGAGGAGAAAGGUAUUGUUUAACGCAAGGAUUAAACGAUUUAUUGUUUAAAAAAAUACCUGAUCUGCAUAUGGUAACUGCAAACGAUAAGCAAUUGUAUAAAACAUUAUUAUUAAAAACAAAUGCACAUAGACGUGACUUUGAUCCAAAUAAGCCUAUAAAAAGCAACAAGGGAAUGAAAUAUUUACAUAUCAUAAAGCCACUUUUCAAGUUAACUAAACAACGUUCAUUAAGCGAAGAAGUACAUGUAACCGGUGAUGGUUUACCGGUAAUGAAAAAAGUCAAAAGAGACAUUUCUUAUGUGUAUUGGGAUGACCCGAAUGAAUUAGUAGAAAGAUUGAAACUACUUAUAGCAUCGCGUGAUGCUGGCAAUACAGGAUUAGAUAACGAAAUUAUAUCUAUUAUUGAAGAACUACGUGAAGCAGGCUUGGUAAAUGAUAUAUAA
This is a messenger RNA of Cydia strobilella, 1917 nucleotides long. RefSeq lists its product as uncharacterized. The transcript has a single exon. Bases 865 to 1917 code for a protein of 350 amino acids. NCBI's taxonomy places the organism in Eukaryota, Metazoa, Arthropoda, Insecta, Lepidoptera, Tortricidae. The record is from RefSeq and is a predicted model, not a curated record.